GGCAACCGCAUCAAAUACUCUGAAUUUAUCAUGUGUUUGCUGCGGUCAUAUGGAGAACCACAACAAAAAGGCCUUUUAAAUUUUGAGAUCUUGCUUCUUCUCCCAAUCCCCCUCCCAGAAAACCCUACGGCCCAACCUUGGUGCAGCCACAACCAGCUCCUCCCUGACGGCCCUCGCCGACGCUCCUUGCUGACGUCCCUCACCGACAUCCCUCACCGACGUCCCUCGCUGAUGCAACUGCAGAGUACCGUAGCCUCUGCCUCGGCCUCACAACCCUGUUGUAAAGCCCCCUUGUGCCUCCGACUUGGAUACUAUUUCUCCUCUCUUUCAAGUGUAUACGACAUCCAUGGCGGCACUGAAGCUGCAAACUUCAACUCUAUUAACCUUCUAAAAAACUUAUCAGAUGGGUAAUUGAAGUCACAGGAGCACCCGGAACUUUGUAUGCUAACGAGACAUAUGAGCUUCAGGUUGAAUUUCCUUAAAAUUACCCUAUUGAUGCUCCUCAGGUUAUUUUGUUCAGCCAGCUCCUCUCCAUCCUCACAUUUAUAGCAAUGGACAUAUCUGUUUAGGUUAGCUUCACUACCAUGAACUUCAGGAAUGAUCAGGAAUGAAUGAUGUUCAGAGUCGUUAAUAUAUAUGCAGAAAUCUUACACAGGGUACCUCCAUAGAUUACCAGGAGCAUUGCCUCUCAAGGUUUUCGUUGGAUACUCAAUUUACAAGGACAACUCACCUAAGUGAUUGAGAUGAAAAGGAAGAGAAGAUGAGACAUCACACUGAGCAAGGCGCUCGAUAUGGUGAAAAUAGAAAAAAAGGAUAACUUAUUGUAUGUUGUUAGUGACGAUGAACUAUAUAGUGAUGGUAAUUUGUAUUGUAUUAUUUAUGAAUAUUGGAUAUAUGAUUUUUUGGGAAUUAUGAUUGUGAUUUGUGCUGAUACGAUACUCAGAUGUAUAAAUGC
Cuscuta epithymum is the source of this 955-nucleotide messenger RNA. Lineage: Eukaryota; Viridiplantae; Streptophyta; Magnoliopsida; Solanales; Convolvulaceae. The record is from the annotation of a GenBank genome assembly.